AUGGAAGCUGCUCAUAUUAUGGAUGGAGCAAAUCGUAAAACACAGCUUUUGGCUAUGGGUGGUUUGGAAUUGCAGAGCGCGUACUUCGGAUUGCCCGAAGAAACAAAUGUAGCGGAAGUUGAUCCAUACUUAGCUAUUAAAAAGAGGCUGACGGAUUUUUUCUCCCCGAAGCAUCAUGAAAGUUUUGAACGCUAUCAGUUUUGGGAAAUGGUGCCAGAGCAUGAUGAGCCUAUAGAGAAAUUUGCUUUGCGGAUUCAGCAAGCUGCUGAAAAGUGCAAUUUCGGGAAAUCAGAGAUAGAAAGUCGUCACAUUGCAAUUAUUGAUAAAAUUAUACAAUCAGCUUCCGAUGAUUUGCGUCAUAAACUUUUAGAAAAGGAACAACUUACAGUCGAUAACUUACACAAAAUAUUAAAUGCAUAUCAAUCAGUACGUUACCAGUCCGCCCAGAUGAAACCAAAAACUCAAGGCACCACAGUGAACCGUCUCUUCGAUCAAUUUCCCGGAAAUGAUAGAGGACCGAAGAAUCCUAGAUGUAUGCGUUGCGGACAUGAGCGUCAUCAAAACGUUCAAAGUUGUCCGGCAUAUUACCACAACUGUAAACGUUGCGAUAAAGUAGGUCAUUACGAAUCGUUAUGUAAAUCCAAAAAGCGUGAAAAUUUCAAAAUGCGUAGAACAAUCAACUUUGAUAAACGAAACUUAUCACGUCCUCCGAAAUUCCCUCGGAGUGUUAAUCAUGUUGAAGAUACGGGCUGCGAAAAUUCUUCUGUAUACAAUAUCGGUGGAUCUGAUGAUUUGAUUUCGUGUCUCGUUGGUGGUGUUGAUAUUGUAAUGCUUAUUGAUUCAGGCUCCAAAUACAAUCUGAUUGAUGACACAACUUGGCAACUAAUGAAACUUCGUGGUGCUACAACCAAGAAUGAGCGAUUUGAAACAGACAAACGUUUUCUGGCUUAUGGUCGUGUUCCGUUAAAAUUGUUAACAGUUUUCGAUGCCGAAUUGAAGGUCCAAGACAAUAACAACUUACUACAAGCUUCAACAACAUUCUAUGUAAUUGAAAAAGGGCAACAACCACUACUAGGAAAAGUCACGGCAAAACAGAUAGGGGUACUACAAAUAGGGCUACCUAGUUCCCAAAAAGCAGUCGUUAACAAAAUUGAUACAGUUAAACCCUUUCCCAAAAUGAAAAACAUCGAACUGACCCUUCCUGUUGACAGAACUGUCCCUCCAAUCAUCCAACCCUUACGGCGAUGUCCUAUUCCGCUCCUUAAAGAAGUUGAAUUGAAAAUAGAGGAACUGCUAAAGCUUGAGAUUAUCGAAAAGGUUGUUAAACCAACUUCAUGGGUUUCCCCUCUAGUUCCCAUCGUGAAGGAGAACGGUGAACUUAGACUAUGCGUGGAUAUGCGUAGGGCAAACCAAGCUAUAAAACGAUUGAACCAUCCUCUUCCUGUUUUUGACGACUUACUUCCACAAUUCAGUGAUGCCAAAUAUUUUACAACGCUUGACAUUAAGCAGGCCUUUCACCAAGUGGAACUAUCGAAAGAUUGUCGUGACGUGACUACGUUUAUUACGAAUUGGGGCUUAUUCCGCUACAAAAGACUACCGUUCGGGGUGAACUGCGCCCCAGAGCUUUUUCAAAACCUCAUGGAAAGCAUUCUAGCGGGCUGCAAAAACACUGUGAUUUUUAUAGAUGAUGUGGUCGUCUAUGGAUCUUCAGAAAAAGAACACGACGGUUCUCUGAAACAAACCCUUGAUGUACUCAAAAGCUACGGAAUUCUUUUGAAUGAUCACAAAUGCCAGUACAAGCAGAAGGAAAUACGAUUUCUUGGUCAUAAGCUUUCCUCUAACGGUGUUGCCCCUGCGGAACAAAAAGUCAAAACUAUUUUACAAUUUCGUGCACCCAAUACUAAAGAGGAGUUACGCAGUUUUUUAGGAUUGGUCACCUACGUUUCUAGGUUUAUUCCAAACCUAGCAACAGAAAAUCAUUUGUUGAGAUGUUUAAUCAAAAAUGACACUCUGUUUAACUGGACCAACGAACAUCAGAGUUCCUUCGAUCGUAUUAAGCAGCUUAUUGGAUCAGCCAAAAACUUGGGAUAUUUUGACCCCAAAGAUCGGACUUUAUUGGUAACAGACGCUUCAGGUGUUGGAUUAGGCGCUGUUCUAAUACAAUUCAAGAAAAACCUACCUCGGAUCAUAAGCUACGCUUCAAAAAGCUUGUCCGACAUCGAAAAAACUUAUCCACCCAUCGAAAAAGAGGCUUUAGGAAUCGUAUGGGGGAUCGAGAGAUUUAAAAUGUACCUGGUCGGGAUCGAAUUCGAGCUGGAGACGGAUCAUCGUCCCUUGGAAACCUUGUUUACACCUACUUCUCGUCCUACGGCGAGAGUUGAACGUUGGUUAUUGCGAGUACAAGCUUUUAAGUUCAAGGUCGUUUAUAGAAGAGGGUCUGCUAACUUGGCCGAUGUUCUCUCCAGAUUGGGUUCACAUGUCCAGGAUGAACAAUGGAUCGAAGACACAGAAAUUUUUAUAAGACGUGUUAUGGUCAAGUCAAUUUCAAGCCUCAUCGUGGAGGAAGAAAUCUCUUGCUUUGACUAUGAAACGGAAAGCAUUAUUCAGGCUGUUCAAAACAGUGCUGCGAUCGAUAUAGAGGAAGUAAUUCAAGCUACCGAAACAGACUUAGAGUUACAAAAUCUUAAAAAUAGUAUAAUGACUGACAAAUGGAAUGGUCAUUCUGUUCAGAACGAUUUGAAAGCUUAUAUCCCUUUUAAAUCAGAGUUUUCAGUGGCAAAUGGUUUGGUGAUGAGGGGUUCGAAACUCAUUAUACCUAGUUCUUUGAGACAACGAAUGCUUGAUUUAGCUCACGAAGGGCAUCCUGGUCAAACAUUGAUGAAACGCCGACUGCGUGAACGAUGCUGGUGGCCUGGUUUAGAUAAAUCUGCUGUUGAGAUGUGUGAAAAAUGUGAAGGUUGUAGACUCGUUCAAAUACCGGAUCCACCGGAACCUAUGAUCCGUCGUCCGCUUCCAGAUAGGCCAUGGAUAGAUGUGGCCAUGGAUUUUUUGGGACCCAUGCCAACGGGUGAAUAUGUCUUAGUCAUUAUCGACUACUUUAGUCGUUACCUUGAACUGGAAAUAAUGACUAAAAUAACAGCUCAAGAAACUAUCAAAAGAUUAAAGCGUAUAUUUCGGGUUUGGGGUCCUCCACGAACAAUCACCCUGGACAAUGCUAAACAGUUCGUAUCGAGUGAAUUUGAGGAGUUUUGUAACUCCCAAGGUGUACAUCUGAAUCACACUUCACCGUAUUGGCCACAAGCCAACGGAGAAGUUGAGCGCCAAAAUCGGUCUUUGCUUAAACGAAUGAAGAUUGCAAAUGCUCUUUAUAACGAUUGGAAAGCUGAACUCAAUAAUUAUUUAGAUCUAUAUAACAAUACGCCACACACAAUCACUGGAAAAGCUCCCAGCGAACUCCUACAGAACAGGAAAUUGAGAUCAAAACUACCACAGCUUGAUGACCUCGAUACUAUUCCUCCAAGUGCAGACUUCCGAGACAAGGAUCAGGAGAUGAAAUGUCUUGGAAAACAACGGGAAGAUGCUAAGCGCAGAGCACGAGUAAGCGUGUUAGCACCAGGAGACACAGUUUUAAUGAAAAACCUUUGCCCGAAAGAUAAACUAGCCACGAACUUUCUUAAAGAGAGAUUUACCAUUACAAAAAGACAAGGAUCAAAUGUAACGGUAAAAUCUAACGAAACCGGAAGAACCUACGACCGCAACACAUCCCAUUUGAAACGAAUCAAUGAGUCGCCAUCACCUGAUCAUCAAACUGUAGACUGUGAACUCCCCGUAGCAAACCCUACACCAGGCCUUUCAUCGAUGGAUUGUAGUGAUGAUCAGCAGAGAUUGCCGACUCCAACACCGGAUGAGCCGGAAACAGAUCAGGAUAUUUUUCAAAAGUCUCCGCCAGUUCUUAGACGUUCCUCUCGCGUAUCGAAACCACGUUACUGUUAUAGUCCGUAG
Messenger RNA from Uranotaenia lowii, 4002 nucleotides. RefSeq lists its product as uncharacterized. Gene Ontology annotation, biological process: DNA integration. Gene Ontology annotation, molecular function: nucleic acid binding. The record is from RefSeq and is a predicted model, not a curated record. Bases 1 to 4002 code for a protein of 1333 amino acids. NCBI's taxonomy places the organism in Eukaryota, Metazoa, Arthropoda, Insecta, Diptera, Culicidae. The transcript has 3 exons.